UGUAUGAAAUAUCAGGGAAAAAAGGAGUUUGCAUGAUAGUGUGUCUUUGAAUACGGUAUCAAGUAGUUCAAGUUUCUAGUUAUUCUAAGGUGACUGUGGAGUGUGGUCAACAAAAACAAAGAGCUAUAAAAAUUAUAUAUUAUUUUAUACUUCUUUGACAAAAACAAGUUAUUGUUGGAUCUUGUACCACAUUGUAACUGCACAGAUUAUCUAUAAAUUUACAGAUGAGAUGAUCUAUGAAUUUACAGAUUUUUCGAUCUAAAAAUAUACAGGUAACUGUAUUUAUGCUUUGAAAAAUCAACAUCAUUGCAAGCUGAAGACACUAAUUGUGGAAAGAAAAAGUUCUUUAAUUAUAAAGUAUGGGGAGAAAGAAGAAACAAGCUGGGGGGAGAGAACCUGAUGCUGAAAACCACCUUUCUGUUCUUAGGCCCUUUGCUUGUGGCCUUUGUGAGGAGAAGUUUAUAGACAUGAGAACAUUUUACAAACACUUUAGUGUACAUAAAGAAAUAAACAGUAAACGUUUCCAUAUGUGUAACUCUGACGGUCUAGAACUUUGUACAGAUGAGGAAAGUUCUCGGGAUAAUCAGUUUGUUUGUGAUGUUUGCUAUGUUGCAUUCCCAACAAUUUGUCUACUUCAUAAUCAUAUAGAAGCUACCGAUACAACCGAGUCAUACAAAAUUCUUCUAGAAAACAGAAGAGCAUAUCCUGAACCAGCAGUGUGUAUUAAUACUACAUCGGAUGAUUCAAAAUUGAAAAGUAAAUGCAUUAUAAAACUUGAUAGGUUACCAAUAACACCCGAUGUUGAAGUGAAUGAAAAACAAAGAAUUACUGCAGUCAGUAAUCUUGAAAGUGAUUGUAAGGCUACUGUGGAAAAUAAAAAAGUUGGAACAUUUGAUGAAGCUGUAAAUGAUCACUCUAGACAAAAAACUAAUGGUAGAGUAGAAAGUCAAAUAUUAGAUAUAAACAUGGAAAUUUGUACAGUAAAAUGUGAAGUUGAUGAACUUCAGGAUGAAGAAGGUGAUGAUGAUGAUGCUAAUUUUGAUGAUUUAGGACCUGAGUUGGGGAAUGAAACAUGUGGGCUUCAGGAAGAAAAGUCACCAGAUGAUUCAGUUGAUACCAGAAUGCAUGCUUUAGAUGUAGAACUUCCAAAAGACAUUUCCAUAAAUAUUCAGGUUGCUACAAAAGAAGAGGCAACAGACCAAGAUAUAGAAGGCACUAAAACUGUGAACAAGAAAAAGAGACGAAGCUCCAAUGUUCACUAUAGUAGUAACCAUAAACUAAGGAAAAAACUUAGAAUUCAGAGAGAAAGAUCUAGAAAAAAGAAAUUACCGGUAAAGUCAGCAAUGUGUGAAAUUUGUCAUAGUAGAUACAACUUUGAUGAAAUAGAAGCUCAUAAACUUCAGCAUUUGAAAGAAAUUGGUUGUGAUAUGGAUUUAAGUAGAGAAAAUGAAGAUGGAAACCGUGAAGAGGAACAGCCAAUGAUUAGACCACAGAGAAGGAAGAAUAAAAGCUUUGUCAAGUAUGCUGACAGUGAUGCAGAGUCAGAAGAUGAUUUUCAAGAUGCUGUUAGUGAAAAGAACAAUGGUGUAGAGAAUAAAAGCCUAGAACAAAAGAUUGAAUUGGAUAUUGUAAAGGUAGAAGCGAAUGAAAAUAAUUUAUUAAGUGAAAAUUUUGAAAGUAAAAGGUCAAGUGAAGAAAUAUUAGCUCAAAAAGUGUUUGCUCCAGAUCUUGUUCAAUGUGAUGGUGAAACCAAGGCUUUUGACAUCCAAAAGACUGAGCUUGAAUUGGUACUUGAAGAGGUUAAAACAACAUUAUGUAAAGGAAAAAAGUCUGAAUUCAAGUUUGAUGGCCUCAGUUUUAUUAAAACACCAAAAAGGCUUGUAGUAUUCUGUCCAUUAUGUGGUUUGAAAAUUACUGGUAAUAGAUUUAAUAAACACGUCAGAUCAGAACAUGGUACUAGUGUGUACAAAAAUAGCAAAGAAAUGCUGGAGCAGGUUAAAAUGAUGCAUCUUAGAAGUCAGGAUCUUGAUGUAGAAGAUACUGAAGCAAAAAAGGAGGUCAACAAAUUGAAAGCUGCCUCUGAUAAGCUAAAUGCUUACGCAAAACCAGAGAUGGACCCGACUCAAGUGAAAGAGGCGAAGAGAAGGUUCCGUGAAAAAGAAUUUUAUAGAGAUCAUAUAGAUUAUGACUGGGACUGUGUUCCUAUUAGAACAAGAAAGAAACGAAACAGGCUGAGCUACUAUAAAACUUGCAAAUUAUGUGAUGUUUUGAUUAAAUCAAGUAAAAUGAAACAUCAUUUAGCAGAACAUCUGACUGAGAAAGGGAAGAAAAAAUUUAGUCGGGAGAAUUUAAUAAAGUGCGAAACAUGUGCAAGGUUGUGUACAAAACUGGGAUAUCCUCAGCAUGUAUGUUUCCCAGAGCUUGUUGAGAAGAAACGGAAAACUUUACUAGGAGAAACUGAACUUGAUGGUGAGAAAGAAAAGAGUAAACCUGCAAAAAUUAUUUGCUCUGAAUGUGGAAUGUUGGUUAAAAGACAAAAUAUGAAGACUCACAUGAUUAUGGCACAUUCAGAGGAGAAACCCUAUACUUGUUCAACCUGUGGGAAAAGUUUCAAAUUAGAAGGUACAUUGAACAAACAUAUGAAGAUAGUGCACCUUGCGGAGAGGAAUUUUCACUGUGAUCAGUGUACAAAGGCAUUCACAAGCGCUUCAUCACUAAAGUUUCACUACAUGAUGCAUACAGACGAAAGACGAUUUCAGUGUCCAAAAUGUCCAAAGAAAUUUCGCAAGAUGUACAAUGUUAAAGUUCAUUUGGAAGCUUUGCAUGGAAGUGGGUUGCCAAAAUUUCAGUGCCCACACUGUUCAAGACAAUUGAAAACAAAAUGCGCCUUAACAGAGCAUAUUCAGCGUGUCCACAUGAAGCUGAAAUCUUGGAUUUGUUCGUGGCCUGAUUGCAGUGAACAGUUCUAUAAUGCAAAAAUCCUUAGAAGGCACAUGUGUAGACACACAGGAGAGAAACCAUUGUCCUGUGAUUAUUGUGAGUGUGCCUACGUUCAGCCAACAGAGCUGCUUGCCCACUUGAAGAGCAAACACAACAUACACACUCUACCAUUGUCAAAGAGAACUUCAUUCAAAGUCAAGUCGUAUGAAAGGUAUAUAUUUGAUACAGAUACUAGUGGAAUAGAUGGACAAAAAAUGAAAUCUAUAAUGUUCCAAGCAAGCAAUGCAACCCACGCACAUAGCAGCCCAGUAUAUUAUACCCCUGCAACACAGACUUGUAACAGCCCAGGAGUUAAUAUUCCUACAUUCUCUGCAAAUAGACUCGCCCAAGUUGAUACUGAGACAAAAGCUAACUGCAGUCUAGAAAACAGUUGGACAUCUUCUGGAAGUAUGACGUUACAGAGAGUCGGUGAAUGUUCACAGUAUGCCAACACUCCUAACGGAGCAUCUUACAUGCCAGCGACCAGUGUUAUAUCUGCGAGUUCAUAUGUUGAACACAAUCAAUUGGUGAACGUUCCUUCAUGUUCUGGUGAUGAAACAGGCUUGUAUUUCACACCAGGGGGCAGUAGGAUUGUACCAGCUGAGAGUGAUUUAAAGCCAUUUAUCACAGACAGGUAGGGUUUUAUAGACCAUGCUUGUUUGCAAGCAACUAACGGGUUAAAUAACAUAUAAGCUCUAUUGAACAUGAAUCUUAGUUUUAGCUUUAAAGCUGUAAAAUUAAUGACUUUCCUCGAAAAAUUUGUUUGAUCUUGUGUUUGGGAAGGAUAUUAAAAAUGCCGCAUGCAAACUUUUGAUGCAUGGAAAUAAAAAAGACAUUGUUGCUGUGAUAUUCUGAAAGUUUGAUAAGGGUCCAAUGAUUAAUUGCAUAAAAAGUGCAGUAUUUAAAAAGAAUAUAUCAGAAUGUAUAUUAUUGAAGCUUUGCCUUGAAUAUUUAUGUUUUCAAGUCUUAAAACAAUAAAAUGCCUUCUUCGUUUGGCUGUGUCGUACCAAUUAAAGAUGUCGAAAAUGGUACUAGUAGCCGUGACAUUGUUUCGUAUUAAUUGUACAAAAUAGCACAUAAUAGUACUGCAUUUUUACUGCCACACUUUCAGUUAGUUUCAGAUAAGAACCAUGGUAGUGUUUGGCAAACGUUUUGUUACUUUGUUUUAAAUACUAGUACUAUAUGAGCCAUGCCAUGAGAAAACCAACAUAAUGGCUUUGCUUCCAGCAUGGAUCCAGACCAGCCUGUGCAUCCCCACAUUCUGGUCAGGAUACAUGCUGUUCGCUUUCAAAGCCUGUUGCAAUUAGAGGAACUGUUAGCGAACAGCAUGGAUCCUAACCAGACUGUGCAGAUGCGUAGGCUGGUCUGGAUCCAUGCUGGUCGCAAAGCCACUAUAAUAUUGGUUUUCUCAUUGCACGGCUCAUAUUGCUUUACAGAGCAGCAUGACUGUUACAAGAUUUGACAUACUUUCUACUCACCUUGUACAUGUAUAAUAUAUUUGAAAUUGACAGAUGUAUUUAAAUUUGUAUUUAUUUCGUUUAGUUCUUGAAAAACAACCAACAAGAAACUCUUUGUUCAUUUUUGUUUUAGAAAUUUAAAGAAAAUUUAUACUGAGAAAAUUAAAAACAGAUUGAAUGUAAUGUCUUUGAAUUGAAUAAACAGAUUGAAUAAAA
This is a messenger RNA of Mercenaria mercenaria, 4652 nucleotides long. RefSeq names its product PR domain zinc finger protein 15-like. Lineage: Eukaryota; Metazoa; Mollusca; Bivalvia; Venerida; Veneridae. Bases 360 to 3617 code for a protein of 1085 amino acids. The transcript has 7 exons. Gene Ontology annotation, molecular function: RNA polymerase II cis-regulatory region sequence-specific DNA binding; DNA-binding transcription factor activity, RNA polymerase II-specific. Gene Ontology annotation, biological process: regulation of DNA-templated transcription. The record is from RefSeq and is a predicted model, not a curated record.